This is a messenger RNA of Meloidogyne enterolobii, 984 nucleotides long. Lineage: Eukaryota; Metazoa; Nematoda; Chromadorea; Rhabditida; Meloidogynidae. The record is from the annotation of a GenBank genome assembly.
AUGCGUCAUUGUCGUGCAAAAAUUUCUUUUGUAGUGUUUGUUUUCUUUUUGGUUUUGGAGGUUUGGAAUUCUUCAUUAGCCUCACCUCUAGCAAAUCAUCUUUUACCCAAUUUAACCCCUCAACAUUUGUUGGAAGCAAAGAAAUUUAAUGAACAAAAAAACAAAAUUUCUGCUUCUUCCCAAUCCAUUUUGUACCAUCCUGCCAUGCCUCCUUCUUCUACACUUUCGAAAACAUUGAGUAAUCCUCCAGCAAUAAUUGUGGCUCCCUCUAAACCAAUUACUAUUGAAAAAGAAAAUGGGACAAUCAAAAAAGAGAUUGAAACUUUAAAAAUUAUGGAAAAGGAGAAUGGUUAUCUUCCAUUGGGAGAUUUACUCGAAGAUUUUCAAUCAUAUCAUAUGGAUAAUUUGCCACAAAUUAAAGUUUAUGUUGAAGGAAGUAAUCAACAAUUUGUUAUUCGAAAAGUAGAAAAAAGUUAUGAUAUAUCUGCUCUUUACUACUUACUUUCCUACUACUUACCUGAAGAAAAAAGUGAAAAUGGAAAUUUAACUAAAGAAGAUGUUAUUCAAAUUAUUUGGGAUUUAAAAUAUGGGAAAAUUAAUGCUUUAGUUGCUGUACAGACAAAUGGUAAUAAUUAUGAAUAUGGAAUUGAAGGCUAUAUUUUAUAUAAUUAUGCGGCUUCAAGUACACGCGGAAAGGUCAUCCAUCUUCAAGAUAUUUUUGUAAAGGAAUUGUUUAAAAAUAACCACAAACUUGUGAUGAAAGGAUUGCUUGAAGGAAUUAUUAAAGUUUCCAAACAAAUAAAUGAAAACAUUCCAAAUAUUUUUUGGACAGCAACAAAGGAGAAUAAUAAAGUUGGGGAAAUAUUAAAAGAAUUAAUUCCAGAUAUUAAAUUUGGAGUGCGAGAUUUGUGGAGAUUAGACCUUUCUGCUUUUAAAAAUAUUCUUAACGCUGAUGACGAUAAUAAUAUUGUAAUUAUAAUUUAA